AUGCCAAUCACCUCACAUCUUCAACAUUUGAUUGUACAGUGUUUCGGUGAUGUUGGUGGCAUGAAAGUACCGUCGGUGAAGUUGGAAGUGGACGGUGAAUCUAUUUUCCUAAAACGACGCGUUGUCCCAUACGGUCAACUGGAAGGUGUCCUGAAAGCGUUACAGAAAAGGGAGCAGGAUGGUGUGAUAAGCAAAGUUGAAUCCAGUGCCUGGGCAACUCUGAUCGNGACCAGUUCGUGUUCGCCCCACUGA
Messenger RNA from Echinostoma caproni, 252 nucleotides. The record is from the annotation of a GenBank genome assembly. NCBI's taxonomy places the organism in Eukaryota, Metazoa, Platyhelminthes, Trematoda, Plagiorchiida, Echinostomatidae.